AUGUUUGUCGACCUGACCCGAAUCGCCGUUGUCGCGACACCCAGGGCUUCAGUGGGGACCAGCAGUGUGGGUUAUGUUGGGAGCGCGGAUCACCACAGACAAAUAGGAAAUCUGGACAGCACCAUGGGGGACCGGCUGGAUGACUAUGAAGAGGAGCUGGAGAUCACUCUAGAACAGGAGGACUAUGAAGACCCGGACGUCCCCGUGUUUCAGGUGGAGGAGCCAGUGGAGCAAGUUCAAAGCCAGGAGGCCCGGUCAGGAGGUCAGCAGAAACUGGGUCAGAAGGAGGAAUUUGGACUUUAUCCUGAGGCCGCCCGCCAGGAGCGCCAGGAGCGGCUGGAAGUAGGGUUCUCUGUGAAAACGCUGCUGGAGAAGUAUACGGCAGAACCCAUCGAUGACUCAUCCGAGGAGUUUGUGAAUUUUGCAGCCAUCUUAGAGCAGAUCCUCAGCCACCGUUUCAAAGCCUGUGCCCCAGCAGGUCCGGUGAGCUGGUUCAGCUCAGACGGGCAGCGGGGCUUCUGGGACUAUAUCCGGUUGGCCUGCAGCAAAGUGCCCAACAAUUGUGUGAGCAGCAUUGAGAACAUGGAAAACAUCAGCACAGCCCGAGCCAAGGGCCGGGCAUGGAUCCGAGUGGCACUGAUGGAGAAGCGAAUGUCGGAAUACAUCACCACAGCUCUGCGGGACACCCGGACCACCAGACGUUUCUAUGACUCGGGAGCCAUCAUGCUUCGGGAGGAAGCCACCGUCCUCACCGGGAUGCUGAUCGGACUGAGCGCCAUAGACUUCAGCUUCUGCCUAAAGGGCGAAGUGCUGGACGGGAAGACCCCCGUGGUCAUCGAUUACACACCCUACCUAAAGUUCACCCAGAGCUAUGACUACCUGACGGACGAGGAGGAGCGGCACAGCGCCGAGAGCAGUACCAGCGAGGACAACUCGCCCGAGCACCCGUACCUGCCGCUCGUCACCGACGAGGACAGCUGGUACAGCAAAUGGCACAAGAUGGAACAGAAGUUCCGCAUCGUCUACGCGCAGAAGCUCUACCGGAGACACAGUUUCAUGAGCACGGAGCCGCUGUCAGCUGAAGCCAGUCUGAGCUCGGACUCCCAGCGCCUGGGAGAGGGCAAACGGGAUGAGGAGCCCUGGGGCCCCAUCGGGAAGGACCCCACGCCCUCCAUGCUGGGCCUCUGCGGCUCCCUGGCCUCCAUCCCCAGCUGCAAGUCCCUGGCGAGCUUCAAAUCCAACGAGUGCCUGGUGAGCGACAGUCCUGAGGGCAGCCCAGCACUGAGCCCCAGCUGA
This is a messenger RNA of Puma concolor (puma), 1296 nucleotides long. The record is from RefSeq and is a predicted model, not a curated record. Lineage: Eukaryota; Metazoa; Chordata; Mammalia; Carnivora; Felidae.